GAGAAAAUGUAUUUAGAGAUAUUUGGGAUUAUAUAGUGAAAAUAUGAUUAAGUACUUAAGACAACACAGCAGUUCCACUUUUUGACAUAUAUUCAUUGCCCAGUUAAUAUAGGAGCAGUUUUCAGAACAACCUAGGUCGACUGAGUGAAAACAGCUGACCUUUAUAAUGCUAUAGUAAUGCUAUAUUGUGCUUGAAUAAAAUAUCGCUAAGUUGUGUGUAUUGGAUUUUUCCUUGCCUAUAAAAUAAAUUUAAGUAUUGCCUCUGGGUAUCAGUAAUGAUUAUAUGGGGGCCAAUAACUCAUCACGCCAACCUAGGAUGAAUGUCUCUGAAGUCGAGCCAUCGACAAGCGAACAACAUGAAGAGUCCCCAGACCUACAGGCAAUUCUAGCUUUCCUCAUUCGUAGUGGCCAAGUUAGAAUUCUCACCAAUGAUGAAGAAGAUGUAGAAGGCAAAGACAGUGAUUCUGAUGGCUGCAGUUUUUAUAACACAGCCCAACCCCCACUAGAGGAUCCGAACCCAGACACAGCAGAAAUAGACAUGAGUGACCUACGGCAGGAAAUACUGAAGGCAUCAGGGCGAGCCUUCAGAAAGAAGAUGAAGCCCACAGUUCUUCAUAUGUUGCAAAGUCGAGAGCAUGGUAGAAACAAGAAGCAGCAGUUUACAUUGGAGGAUCAGAGGGUUAUUAAUUGUCAGUAUUUGCCAAAUCACAUGAGGACAGUUGCCAACUUCCGGAACAAAGCUUUCUGUGGCACCUUCUCUAAAGAUGGCAACAUAUUUCUGUCAGCUUCACAAGAUCAAAAUAUCAGGAUAUAUGAUACGAGGGAAGGCCAAUUUGAUCUCAUUAAAACAAUACGAGCUCGAGAUGUAGGCUGGAGUGUCCUAGAUACUGCAUUCAGUCCUGAUGGGAAUUACCUGAUAUACUCAAGUUGGUCUGAUGCUAUUCAUCUAUGCAACAUUCAUGGAGAUUAUGACACACACAUUCCUCUGCCUCUGAUGCCUGGAGACCAUAGUUUUGCCAUUUUCUCCAUGACGUUUUCAUCAGAUAACACAGAAAUAUUAGGAGGAGCAAAUGAUGGCUGUCUGUAUGUUUAUGACAGAGAGCAAAAUAGACGCACUCUAAAGAUUAAUGCACACGAUGAUGAUGUGAAUGCAGUGGCCUUUGCUGACAACUCUUCUCACAUCUUGUUCAGUGGUGGUGAUGAUGGAUUGGUCAGAGUCUGGGAUCGACGAACCUUACGAGAGAGCAACCCAACACCUGUGGGUACUUUUGGUGGUCAUUUUGAUGGAAUUACCUAUAUUGAUUCUAAGGGAGACGCUAGGUACUUAUUGUCCAACUCAAAAGACCAGUCAAUCAAACUCUGGGAUGUGAGGAAAUUCUCAACAGUGGAGGGAAUAGAGGGUACAAGGAGAGCUGUGGCCAAACAGAGCUGGGAUUACAGAUGGCAACCUGUGCGUAAAGCAGUGUGUAAAAAGAGAAGGAUUAAUGGUGAUUCCUCCAUAAUGACCUACAGAGGCCAUUCCAUUCUACACACACUGAUCAGGUGUCACUUCUCCCCGGAAUUCAGCACCGGUCAGCGGUACAUCUACACCGGCUGCGCCACCGGGGCUCUCGUCAUAUAUGACUUGUUGACGGGAAAAGUGGUGUCCAGACUGAAAGGCCAUGCCUCGUGUACUAGAGAUGUUUCCUGGCAUCCGUACGAGAACAUCGUAAUGACCUCCUCUUGGGACGGUACGGUGAAGAAGUGGGACUACCAGCACGAGGAGGAAUCAGACGAAGAACUAGACGAAGAUUAUAAUGUGUUCGACGACAAGAAACGGAAAUGUACGCGAACCACGAAACACGAACGGGUAUCAAAACAACGUGUGUUGUGUGGAAAUCGUCAAGGCCUCUUUGAAUGAUGCUGUUGAUCAUUAAGUAUAGAUUUCCACCAUUUUUUACCACUAGUUCCUUAUAAACAUUGCUCAAGCAGGAGAGUUACAGUAGAAAUAUAUUGACAGAGACAUCAUUCUGUUUAUAGUUACUUUUCAUCAUGUGAAUGAUUUGGGGGUACCAGUGUAUUUGUACACUGUGGAAGUUUUUAUAAAUGUGAAUGGACAUGAACUUGAUUUCAUAAUGGACUCAUUAAUAUUUUGUAUGUCGUGUUUUUGAAAUGAGGUCGCUUAUGACAAGCUUACUCAGAGCACUGAAGGUACUACAGUAGUUUUACCUCUAUUAUGUGUAGCCUACCUUUACGUCCUUUGUACAUAUUAAUUACCAUAAAUACUGCUUGUAACAUAUACUUGUAUAUUUAUGUAUAUAUAAUUUUGUUACUUAAUAAUUACCGGUAUCCUUUCACUGAUUUUUUUUGUCUUUUUACCAAUAACACCAAUUACAAAUGAUUUUUUUAAACUAAAACAUAAAUUAAAAGGGGCAGAAUCUUUCAUAAAUGAUAGAGAAAUACCUCAAUAUAUUUUUUAUCUAAGAAUAUAUUUCUAUUUAAAAAAGGUGAUUUUUAUCACUGAAAAACACACACUAAGGACCUUUUUGAAGUCCUUGUGUGUACUUGUAGAAAUCCAUUAAGGUUCAUCAAUCCUCUGAUAAAGAAAGAUAACUCUAACUGAAAUAAAUUGCUGUUAUUUUUUUAUAAAAUAUUCAUGUUAAAAAGUCAUUUUUGUCCAAUUUUGCCUAGCUAAAUAUGCAGGAAUUGCGUGGCAUGUACUGCAUUAUAAUUAUGAAUCAAUUUCUUUUUGAAAAUCAUAAAUAUUAGGAAGGAUUUUAUAUGAAUAAGAAGAGAGAUGAUGACCUUAAAUAAUCGGAGGGUAGAUGAACCUUAAAUUAUCGUGGUCAGUAUAUUCUACAGAGGGGUUGUAUUUGUGAAAUCGAGAGUGCAUACAGUUUAAUUGGAAUUGAAUAUAAUCUGUGAGAUUGAUACAGCUUUCUUAUUUCACAAUGCAUUGUACCAUGCACAAGACAGAUACAUAUACACAUAUAUAUCUAAAACAUGUUUUAUGCAGGAAAAAGAAUUAACACAGAUUAAUGCAGGGUUUGAAAACCCACCCUUUAUUCUGUUCAAAAACUGGUAUUUUAAUAUGAAAUGUUUUAAAAAUGUUAAUCUUUAUUCUUCGAAAUGUUUUUGUACAUGUUUUUUAUUUUCUGAAACAUAUUUCAUUAAUUUUUAACUGAUAUAUUUUUUUUCUUUGCAACAAACCAUGUAAUCCUAGACUAGCAAUUGUAGAUCACCAUAGCUAACCAAUACAAUAGGUUUGAUACAUACAUUCUGUUUCAAGGUGUACUUGGUACAGUAUAAUAUAAUGAAUCUGGCGAUGGCCAUUUCUGUUUAUGGUAUUAUUAGUACAUGUAAAUAUCAACCUGUACAAUAGUAGCCUAUCAGAGUAGAUCAUGUGAAAAUUUGUACUGUCAAUUGCAUGUGCGUGUAUAUUUCACAGAAAAAAGCGCAAUGGCCAGUAUUAGUAAUGAAAGCCUGAGUAUCUUUGUAUAGUCUUUUGAGGAUUGUUUUAAAUAUGUAAUGAUGAAGAUCUUGUAAAGAUACGUUUGUUUUAUUUAUGAGUUUGAUUAUUUUUGUUUGCAGACUGUAGCCAUUACUUAUUAUGUAUGUUAAGGUCUGUUGUUUGGUUACGUCCCUUUGUUAUCAUAUAUUGUCAUAUUUUUAAAAUGUAGUAAUUUGUUUUGAUUUGUUUAUUUUUAAUCACAUGAACAAUGACAGUUUCAUCCGUCUGUUUAAUAAUACAUUUAAAACCUAUUAUGUUCGAUUUUUGUCUUUGAAAGAAAAAAUCUCGGAUAGAUCUAGAUAUUCACUUGAUUCCAGAUAAUAUUUAUCUGUGUUACUUGGUAUAAAUAUACAUGUAAGCACUUUUUUUUCAUUUUCACAUUUAAUUUUAUAAGGGGGGGGGGGGGAGAGAAGAUUUUCUGUGAAUUUCAGCUGGUGAAUGGGUAUAAGUUUGAAAUAUCCCUGUCAAUCAUUCAGGAACUUCAAAUAUGUCAAUUAGCACUGGUCAUAUAGAAAAACCCAGUGAUGUGAUUUUGGUACAAGCUGAAAAUUACAAUUUGAUGCUGUUCAAGUUUAGAUAGACUGUCUGUUACUGUAAUUCUUUUUAUGGUUUGUUUAAUUUAUGCUAAAAAUGUAUGCUUUAUUCAUAAGAACAGAACUAUUAUUGUGUAUGUACUAUACAACGUACGGUACCUAAUGUUCUACUUGAACUCUUCUCAAGAACUGAUGAAACAUAAAAAGAAAUUAAAAAAUAUUCAUUUAUUUUGUCUAAAAACCCCUAGAUCGUGAUUUUGCUUUCAGUAUUCAAAAAAAUGUAUUCUAAAGGUAUUGUAUUAUGAUGAUAGAUACAUGUAAAAGAGGGAAAAAAUCAGCAACAGAUUAAUAAACUUGUAGGAAGAAUAUUUACUGAUAUUGUAGAAGUUCUGUGAUUUUGUUGUUAUCAUUUGAUAAAAAAUGUUAAUAAUUUGAAUAAAUAAAACCAAUAAUGCAUA
This is a messenger RNA of Saccostrea cuccullata (small rock oyster), 4481 nucleotides long. RefSeq names its product DDB1- and CUL4-associated factor 11-like. Gene Ontology annotation, cellular component: Cul4-RING E3 ubiquitin ligase complex. The transcript is spliced from 18 exons. The record is from RefSeq and is a predicted model, not a curated record. Gene Ontology annotation, biological process: proteasome-mediated ubiquitin-dependent protein catabolic process. Gene Ontology annotation, molecular function: protein binding. Bases 284 to 1900 code for a protein of 538 amino acids. NCBI's taxonomy places the organism in Eukaryota, Metazoa, Mollusca, Bivalvia, Ostreida, Ostreidae.